Molecule: messenger RNA, 1251 nt
Organism: Spea bombifrons (plains spadefoot toad)
Lineage: Eukaryota; Metazoa; Chordata; Amphibia; Anura; Pelobatidae
Product: olfactory receptor 1052-like
Exons: 2
Coding region: 1-1251 (416 amino acids)
Biological process (GO): G protein-coupled receptor signaling pathway
Cellular component (GO): membrane
Molecular function (GO): olfactory receptor activity; G protein-coupled receptor activity
Source: RefSeq, a predicted model, not a curated record
AUGGAAUCAGGGUCAGAUUGGGAAUCAAAAGUGGCCCAAGGAAGGAAAAGCGGUAAAUUGGUGACAGGGUCUGGACAGCUCAGGAUCAUUGAUGCAUGUAGAGAGGGAAGGCUGGUCAGGGUGUUGAAAUCCAACAGACGAGCUUCUGUAGCUCAAAUUGCUGACAAAGUUACUGCUGGUUCUGAUAGAAAGGCGUCAAAACACACGGAGCAUUGCAGUUUGUUGCGUAUGGGGCUGGGUAGCCGCAGACCUGUCAGGUGGACAGGUUCUAUUAAUAUUGAUAUUCAGAAGUCUGCCGUACAAAAAUUCAUGAACAACCAGACAUUUGACUCGGACUUCCACAUUUUAGCAUUUUCUACAUCGACAGGAAAGCAGCCUCUGCAAUUUAUGUUAUUUUUCUUCAUUUAUGUGGUCAGUUUAAUAGGAAACCUAUCAAUAAUUUUAGUGACAUUUUUAGAACGGCACUUACACACUCCCAUGUACUUCUUUUUACGCAAUCUGUCCUUUGUAGACAUCUGUUACAUUUCAGUCACUCUUCCAAAGCUGAUGGACAUUUUUCUAACAGGAAACAAUGCAAUCUCUUUCACGCCAUGCUUUACUCAGUUGCACUUUUUUACAACCAUGGGUUGUACCGAAGUUGUCUUGUUGACUUCCAUGGCGUAUGACCGUUAUGUUGCUAUAUGUAACCCCUUAAUGUACUUUUUGCAAAUGAACUACAGAAGAUGCUCUCAACUUGUGUUGGGCAGCUGGGCAUUUGGCUUCAUCAACUCACUUCUUGUGACCGUAUUUGCAUCCAAGUUAUCAUUCUGCGGUGCUAGAAAGGUCCAGCAGCUAUUCUGUGACAUUAAAUCACUGUUGAAAAUCUCCUGCAGUGACACAGAAGGUUUUCAAAUUAUUGUGUAUUUGGAGGUUUUAUUUGCCGGGCUCUGUCCAUUCAUUUUCAGCCUUACAUCGUACAUUAAAAUAAUAUCCAGCAUUCUGAAGGUACAGUCUACUGAAGGUAGGGUGAAAUCUUUCUCCACCUGCACUUCCCACCUGACAGUCCUUCUUAUAUUCUAUGGAACUAUAUUCUGUAUGUAUAUCAGGCCACCCUCGGAGCACUCGGAGCAACUCGACCAGUUUUUCUCCAUAUUAUAUGUGGCCGUGACUCCCAUGCUAAACCCUUUAAUUUAUAGUUUAAGAAACCAGGAUGUGAAAAAAGCUUUGAAGAGAGUAAUCACUCUGAAAAGUAGACAAUUACGUUUUUAUUGA